Salpingoeca rosetta is the source of this 2046-nucleotide messenger RNA. RefSeq lists its product as uncharacterized. The record is from RefSeq and is a predicted model, not a curated record. Bases 129 to 1490 code for a protein of 453 amino acids. NCBI's taxonomy places the organism in Eukaryota, Choanoflagellata, Craspedida, Salpingoecidae. The transcript has 11 exons.
CACGGCUGUUGCCCCUAGCUCUUGUACCCUUGCCCGAAAUUGUUGUAAACGAGUACCCACCCCCCUGCCACAACACGCAUUAUUCUCUCUUCUUGCGCUCUCCCCCUUCUCCUUAGUCGCCCACCGUGAUGAUGACGACGACGACCAAGGCACGCAGCUCAGGUGCUGCUGUGAUGAUGGCUGCAACCUGUGUUGUGCUGGCGAUCGUCGGCAUCUCGCUGAUCCCAAUGUCGGCAGCCACGACCGUCUGUGAUGAGACCACCCUCGAAGCAACCUUUGGCCGCAUGCCUCCCUUUAUGGCCCACAACUGCAGUAGUGUCGAAGCGAACGCCGUCUGCGUUGUGUCGUGCAAUGCAACACAGCAUGUUGCGGGCGCAUCCACAACCCUCACAUGCCACACCACCACCCACUUUCUGGGCCAGCUUCCGUUGUGCCAAGAGAAGCGCCCACGCAUCGAGGCGAUGGAUGCUUCCUUUCGCCUGGCCGUGUAUGACAACGACGUCGUGGAAGUUGCGUAUUUGACCGACGACAACACCCCCAACAACAAGUCCGGUCGCCUGCUGACAAACGUGGAGAUUGAGGAUGCGAUCGCAGAGGCGCUGAGCGUGGACAAGAUCACACGUCCUGUGACGGAAAUCAUCGCUCACAACAUCGAGAACGAUGGCGGCAUCAGCACCAUCGUCCAGAACAUGAUUGAUGCCAGCUCCCCAACAAGCGAUACACUCUCGGACUUCUUGACGGCCACCGCUGCUGCGGUUGAUGAAGGCGACGUCUCUGUCCUCAAAGUGCUCCGAGAUGAGGCGACCGCACUUGAGACGCGACUCUCAGGCGACGUUACUGAUGCGACCAACGCUGCAGCUCGCUGCCUCACAACUUGCCCUGCAGGCCAGUACGUGAGUGCAUGGUGCACAGAAACCCAAGCCAACCAGUGCUCGCCUUGCCCCGAUGGCUUCUACAAUGAUGGCAACAACCUGGACGGCUCAUGCAAGCCCUGCGCUUGCUCAAGCGGCAUUGUCACACAGUGCCGCAAAGAUUCUCCCCCAACAUGCGAGCGUGCGAUUCAAGUGCUUGGCUGGGACAACAAUGGCUGCGGAGCAAACCAGUGGUAUGUGGACGGCAAUGGCGACAACCCCUUUGGCGCCGGAUGCUGGUCUUCCACGACCCACUCUGGCACGUACUUGCGGGCCGACAACGGUGACAAGGACAAUUUCAACGUCUACGCUCGCUCGCGCGUGAAGCUGGUUGCCGGGACUUACCGCUUCUUCUGCCAUGUGGAUGACAAGUGCUGGAUCCGUUAUCGCAAAUAUGGAACCAACGACGGGAUGACUACGAUCAUUGACGGAGGCGGCCAGUGCUGCAUUAGCCGAGAAGCGACGGUUUCCCUUGACGCCGGAGAGUAUGAAAUGGAGUUCCAAGCGUUUGAAGAAGUGGUUGGCUUCCUCAUGGAGUUUUACUUCGACGCCACGUUCACGCCAGUCCCAACGGUCUGAGCAAAGCGCAUUUGCUGCGAAAUGAGCUGUGAACUUGCCAUGUGUUGUAUCACAUCCAUGGUAGCCCACAGCAAGGACCUCAUUGCCAACCCGCCGUCCGUGCCCGUGCUUUCAUUUUGUUUGUUUCAUCCAUUCAUGCUUUUGUUGUGCCACGUGGUGGGUUGUCGAGAGAGUUGCGGUACUGCACCCAUGGUUUGGCACCGUUCGCAGUCGCUAUCUGCUUUGAUGUGAUCGUGUACGUUUGGCACACUACGCGUUAUGCAUGCUUUCAACCUGUUUCGUCCUGGCCAGUCCUGUAGUUUAUGGUUCUCUUUCUCCCUCUCUCUGUCCCCCCGUUCCCCAACCGUCCUGCAUGCCCAUCUUGGGGGUUGUCAUGUCAUGUCAUGUCAAGUUUCGCGUCUGGAUGAGCCCCGCUUCAGUGCCACUUGUUGCUUGGCAUCUUCACUGACCACUCAUGACCCCACCCCCCUUGGUUCAAGUUGCCAUGGUUGUGGCACACACUUCUCAACCUAUCUUCACAGACUUGCGCUGAUAAAACCGGUUUACACGAACAUAA